AUGCCUAAGACUCGUGCUCAAAUAAAGGCUAUAGGAACUUCAGGCUCCAGGAAGGAUGCUGAGAUCAUAGGUGCAGAUGGGACAGGGAACGACUCUUCGGAUACCGAUCUGGUCAUGCCCAAACGUCAGAAGAGGAAACGGGGUGUUAACCACCGUAAAAUGGCAGCUGCGCGGAAAGCAGCUCAACCACCUUUCAUAUUCCCUCACUGUAAAUUCCCUCCUCCCAAUGAAUUUGCAGCUGCUAUACCGAUUCCAUUGCCGGAAAAUGACAUAUCGGUCUUCACCCCGGACACCACCUAUGAAAAGAUCGCUUCUCGUCUUCUCAGGUUGAUGGUCAAAGUCCCAUACAUCUCUCUAUUCCCGUAUCCUAUCGUUGAUGUCAAGAAACCGGCCAAACGCAGGGGACGAGAUCGAGGUGGUCACAAGAAAGGUGGGGAUGACAAGUUCUCCUUCACUGCGUCUAGUAUGAUGGCAUGGGAGAAAGGAGAGGAGAAAAAAGUUAGAAUGGGUAUAUUCGUCGGCACCCAGCCUAGAGAUUCCGUUGGUCAUACGUGGGCAAUCGCCAUAGUAGAUGUCGAGGAAGGGAAGAUGGUGGUGAUAUACGAUUCAGACGCUAAACUCACUUACGAUGCUCAAGGUGAAAUCCUCUUCGAUAAGGAUCUUCAUGCGCCCCAACGCGACUUCCUCAAUUGUAUAAAGAGUACGAAGAAGGAGAAAGCUGGGAAGAUAAACGUCAAGUACUUGAUGUGGGGAGGACACGCAUCGCUAAGCAAUGAGAGUCGGGAUAAGUGUUUGGAAAACACAUUAAGAUGGAUGGAAAGCUGCGAAGAUAGGAGCACGUUGAAAAGGGCUAAUUUGAAGGAGAAUGGUUUUGUCUUUAUCAACUAUAACCCCAGUCCUACAGCACGCCAGACGAUCUAUCAUGAAGUACAAAAUACUGACCAUCAACAUGGAGAAACUUCAACUAUCGAGCCUGAAGAACCAGAGUAUCAUGAAUGGGAUGUUAGCUCUGAUUCUACCGUGGAAGACCCCAACGAUGAAGAUUACGUUGGCGAUACUGAUUAG
Messenger RNA from Kwoniella mangroviensis CBS 8507, 1065 nucleotides. RefSeq lists its product as uncharacterized. The transcript is spliced from 2 exons. NCBI's taxonomy places the organism in Eukaryota, Fungi, Basidiomycota, Tremellomycetes, Tremellales, Cryptococcaceae. The coding region runs from base 1 to 1065 and encodes 354 amino acids. The record is from RefSeq and is a predicted model, not a curated record.